Messenger RNA from Acipenser ruthenus (sterlet), 6417 nucleotides. RefSeq names its product chloride channel protein 2-like. Gene Ontology annotation, biological process: chloride transport; transmembrane transport. The transcript has 24 exons. The coding region runs from base 490 to 3138 and encodes 882 amino acids. NCBI's taxonomy places the organism in Eukaryota, Metazoa, Chordata, Actinopteri, Acipenseriformes, Acipenseridae. Gene Ontology annotation, molecular function: voltage-gated chloride channel activity. Gene Ontology annotation, cellular component: membrane. The record is from RefSeq and is a predicted model, not a curated record.
CACCCGCAUUGCAACACAGAACCGGAGUACUCGCGCGCAGCCCCCGGGACUCCUCACAGGCUGUGUGUCGCUGGCACGGGGUUUAUUCUGCGGAUACGGAUACCUGUGGAUGUCUUCCCAUUAUUCAAAUCUAUUCUCCUUUAAAUACCAGGCUAUACCCACAGACAGGUGUGUGUUUGUGUAAUCGUUUAGCGGUGAAGUUAAGCAGUUAAUAGCAGACCCGAUGUUUGACAGCAGCAAGCAGCAGCAACAUGGAAUUAUUGAUCCAGAAUUCCGAAUCGUGAGUCAAUUUCCUCGACGUCGCUGGUGAUGAAGAUCUGAAGUUUGCUUCUAUGCGGUGCAUCGCUCCUUUCGUCUCUGUACACAUUGAGUCUAUUUAUUUCAUUUUAUUCCUGUGAAGAAUGGCAUUUAAUAGCAGACCCGAUUAAGAAAACGGAGCAGAAGCUUGCUGAUAAGAAACCACCACACCAACACGGGAGAGCAAGAAAUAUGUAUGGCAGAUAUACCCAGGAGCUGGGGGUAUACGCCAAAGAAGAAGCAGCACGCUUGCGGGAGGAGACCAGUUUCAGGAGGACAGCGCUCAGCCGGUCUGCGGAGCUGCUGGAGUACGACAAGAGCCGCUGCGCCAGGUGUCGAAUCUGCACGGUGAAAUGCCAGAAGUUCCUGAUCUCCAGGGUGGGGGAGGACUGGAUCUUCCUGAUCCUGCUCGGGCUUCUGAUGGCGCUGGUGAGCUGGGCCAUGGACUACGCCAUCGCUGUCUGUUUGCAAGCACAGAAAUGGAUGUACGGUGGGCUGGACAGCAACGUCUUCCUGCAGUACCUGGCCUGGGUCACCUUUCCCGUGGUCCUCAUCACCUUCUCCGCGGGAUUCACGCAGAUUCUCGCUCCCCAGGCAGUCGGCUCUGGGAUUCCCGAGAUGAAGACAAUCCUGCGCGGGGUGGUCCUCAAAGAAUACCUCACUUUCAAAACCUUCGUGGCCAAGGUGAUCGGCCUGACCUGCGCCCUGGGGAGUGGUAUGCCCCUUGGGAAAGAGGGUCCGUUCGUGCACAUAGCCAGCCUGUGUGCGGCACUGCUCAGCAAGUUCAUGUCACUGUUUGGUGGAAUUUAUGAGAACGAGUCUCAAAACAUCGAGAUGCUGGCAGCGGCCUGCGCUGUGGGGGUCGGCUGCUGCUUCGCUGCACCCAUCGGUGGCGUCCUCUUCAGCAUUGAAGUAACCUCCACGUUCUUCGCUGUCAGAAACUACUGGCGAGGCUUCUUCGCAGCCACCUUCAGUGCCUUCAUCUUCCGAGUGCUGGCUGUCUGGAACAAAGACGAGGAGACCAUCACUGCGCUGUUUAAGACUCGGUUCCGCCUGGACUUUCCCUUCGACCUCCAGGAGCUGCCUGCCUUUGCUGUCAUUGGGAUUGCCAGUGGGUUCGGAGGAGCUCUCUUCGUUUAUCUGAACAGGAAAAUCGUUCAGUUCAUGAGGAAACAGAAAACCAUCAACAAGUUCUUAAUGAAGAAGCGCCUGCUGUUCCCUGCUCUGGUAACCCUCCUCAUCACCACUCUCACCUUCCCCCCAGGGUUCGGACAGUUCAUGGCAGGACAGCUCACUCAAAAGGAGACUCUGGUCACCCUCUUUGAUAACCACACCUGGGCCAAGCAGGGCAUCUCAGAGGAGUUUGUGCAGCUCACCACCUCGGGGGCGUGGAAGCACCCUCACGCCAAUGUCUUCGUCACCCUCGUCGUCUUCAUCCUCAUGAAGUUCUGGAUGUCUGCCCUGGCUACCACCAUCCCCGUCCCCUGUGGAGCCUUCAUGCCAGUCUUUGUGAUAGGGGCUGCGUUCGGCCGGCUGGUUGGGGAGAGCAUGGCGGCCUGGUUUCCGGACGGCAUUCACGCAGACGGGAACGUUUACCGCAUUGUGCCCGGUGGCUACGCCGUGGUGGGAGCGGCAGCGCUGGCUGGAGCAGUGACCCACACCGUGUCAACAGCGGUCAUCGUGUUCGAGCUGACCGGCCAGAUCUCUCACAUCCUCCCUGUGAUGAUUGCGGUGAUCAUGGCCAAUGCCGUGGCCCAGAGCCUGCAGCCCUCGCUGUACGACAGUAUCAUCCGCAUCAAGAAGCUUCCCUACCUGCCCGAGCUGGGCUGGGGCCACCAUGAGAAGUACAAUAUCCGCGUGGAGGACAUCAUGGUGCGUGAGGUGCACUAUGUCACCCUGAACUGCUGCUACCGGGACCUGCACGACGUGCUGCAGAUAGGCAACCUCAAGACCCUGGCGCUGGUGGAGUCUGCAGAAUCGAUGAUCCUCCUGGGCUCCAUCGAGCGCUCGCAGCUCCAGGCUCUGCUCACCCAGCAGCUGGGGCAGCACAACCGCCUGGCAUACCUGCAGGAGAGGGCACAGGCUGCCAAGAAGCGCCUCUCCAACCACAGCCAGGGCCAGGGUGGCAACGAGCCAGGCAGCCAGCGUGCCAGCCAGGAGGUGCGCUUCCAGAUCUCCACGGAUACGUCCACAUUCAGCCCCUCGAACGCAGGACUGCAGAAGCCCCUGAAGCCAGCACUGAAACGAGCCUCCUGCCCCACAGUGGAGACCCCCACUGGGCCUGAGGACAACACUGCCAUCGCCUUAAAAAACCUGUUCUGUGUCAACCCAGUGAGCGAGCCCGCCAAGAACAAUGAGCUGUCAGGUGCCCCUGACAACAGAAAGCCCAAACGAGUGACGAUAUCUAUCGUGGACGAGUUUGACGUGGAAGAUGACAUGACGGUAUUGGAGGUCAUCGAGUGGGAGGAGAGACAGCUGGAAGAGCAGGUCAACUUCAACAACUGCAAGAUCGACCCGGCGCCGUUCCAGCUGGUGGAGAGGACAUCCCUUCACAAGACCCACACUAUCUUCUCUCUGCUGGGCUUGGACCACGCCUAUGUCACCAGCAUCGGCAGACUGAUCGGGGUGGUGUCGCUCAAGGAGCUGAGGAAGGCGAUUGAAGGCUCGGUGACGGUGAAAGGUGUGAAAGUGCGCCCCCCGCUGGCCAGUUUCCGGGACAGCGGCACCACCAGCAGCAGCGAGACGGAGACCACGGAGAUCCACAAGCUGUGGGACCGGCACAAGAGGAUAUCUCUGCCACGCGAGUCCAGUCCUUCGGAGACCGACGACAAAUCCCAGUGACAGGAGAGCGUGCGAGCGCCGUGGCCCAGGCAGACACUCUGCCGCCUGGGACCCCAGAACCUACUCCACUGAAUCCACUUUACUGCACUGCAGGGGUCCCCCAGCCUGUACACGUAGGAACCCUAGAGGGAUGAUGACUGUGUGUGCGGAUAGCAGCAGAAAAUGGGACUUUAUAUUGUACAUGUUGAACGUCUUGCAAGCUUGUUUGUCUGGGCUACCCCUGUCAAUGAGGCAUAUAUGUGAAGGUUGUAGUCCAGGUUGAACGAGCUGCACGGACUCCCACUACGUAGAGCUUGGUAAUGUAAAGAGAUUUCAGCAGGCGUAUGUGUAAUUGAGUGUAAGGAAAUAACCCCUGCACUUUAUUCAAAUGGGUAGCUUCGGGUACAGAGCAUAUCAUAAUCUUAAAUAGGGACAAGUUCUAUGCAACGGGAGUCUUAUUGCCAUUCUGUAUGUACCUGUAUGUCUGUACAGUACACCCACACACUAUGGGUCAAGAAAUGAGAAAUCUUUUAAUCGAUUAAGUCCUAAAUGAUAUACAAUUGUGAAAUGAAUUUAAAAGUGUUUAAUGAAAGAGAUGACUUUAUUAUAUUUUAUUUAGCUCUGACAGAUUCAAUCAAUCUGUUUUAACAAAAACAUGUAAGUGAUGUGAUAAAUCAAUUAAUCUUUAAUCAUAAAUUAUUAUCAUUUUUAUUUCUGCAUUAUUAUUUAAAACUCAGAACUAUUGGUUAGGUUUAUGGAUGUAAAUUACUGGAAGCAAUCUCUAAACUAGUGGCCAGUAGUGUGUGUGUGUGUGUGUGAAUAUGUAUAUACUGUAUAUGUGUCUGUGUAUCACAUACUUGAUUAUUGCAUCUCUCUGGGAAGAUUGUGCAUAAUCAAAUGAAGAGAAAUGCACCAUUGUGGUCCUGAUAACGGUAUAUGUCUGUUUGUUUGAUAAAUAUUCAGGAAUCCUGGCUAUGCACUUACCAUGCCUCUCCUCCAGGGGGGUUGCAAGCAGGCUGGGUUAGCAAGCUGCAGUACUGACAGCAUUCACAGACCGCAGGACAGUGAGCAUUGCUGAGCAUCACCAGGGGAAGCAGAUAACUGCAGGUAACUGCUGGUAUGUGCUUUCCACGGUGCCUUGGUGCUAUACGCUGUGAAUUCAACUGACAGAGCAGCUUGCUGAACUGCACAACCCUGUAUGUGACAGAAACAGGGAUACUGAUGUGUCUGCUAUUUAAUAUAGGCUGCUUGAAAUGUACAUUAUCCAGUAACUAAACACACACUGGUACAGCAGGGCAGAAACAGACAAGCUCUGUUCAGGAGUUCGAGGCUCCUCCGAUAGAUACUUUAAAUACUCGAGACCUUUUCACAGCCCUUUGCUUUUUAUGUGCAAUCCAUUUUUUGUUUACAUUUGUAUGCAUGCUAGUCUUUACUUGCAAACACAGGACAUGCAGGGAAUUGAAUGAGCAUACCUGUCAUACAUUCUCAUAUAUAGUCUUCCAUUAGUCAGAGGGUCUGUGUGAAGCAGCCAUAACAGUGCAGAACAAGGAGAAGAGAUUCUGAAUAUAUUCUGCUUUACGGUCUACAGGCCUCUUCACACACUGACGCUGCUGCUAUUGAAAAUAGACGUUUACAGAGCAAUCAAUCUGACAGGUGGAGGACCACUGAAUGGGCAUCUACACACAAACCAUACCCUACCACAAACACUGAACUGAAUCCUAAGCUUAAGGUUCCUAUCCGAUUGCCAUGGGUGCGUGAAUGCAUGUGUCCUAAAGUACUGACUGCUAUGUGAAAUUCAUUUUUGUAAUGUCACUUUAUGUUCUUUGAGCAGACUAGCCCUGCUGUGUGACUGGCAUAUAGGGCGUGCCAGUGCACAAGGCCUGUGUUCCUAAGUAGCGGGCUCCCACUUUUUCAUUUUGCUGUGCUACACUCCAGUCUUCCUCCAUUUCAUUCCAGAAACCCUCGGAUUAGUCCUGACUACUUCGGUGCUGUAAGCGACCACCACGUCAGCAUCCAUGUUACAGAACCAGCACCCCUGUGCUGGAAGCGUCUGGGAAUGUCCCUUAUUAAACUGGCGUGAGGAAAUCAAAGUUGUUUCAGUCGGGGCUCAGGCACCACGUUAUUAAAGAUGGUGGCCUGGCACCAGAGACCCAGCUUGCCCUCUCACACCCCCACCCAUGCAUGACAGCGGGCCCUCUAGAAUCCUAGUUACUGAGAAUGCAUGCUGUUCGGGCUGUUUUCUGUAGACUGUUUUGCUGUUCAAAUCCACCAUGUUUUUGGGGGUGGGGGGGGAGAACAUUACAUCUUUAUUAUGAUUAUCAUUGUUGUUAGUUAGUUUGUUUGCUUGAUUGUUUUUAUUAAUUAUUCAUUAUUUAUAAUCGUUCGCUAUUAACUGCCUAUUCUUUAACCUGUUGUUUUCGACAACGCUGUACUGUGAAGUGCAGCAAAAGAACACUAAAGGAAGGUUUACAAUUUUUUAUAUAUUAAACAUUAUCACUGUAAUUAAUGUGAAUUACAUUUAUACUGCAAUGUUUAACAUCAGGACAAUAUAUAUAUGUGUGUGUGUGUGUGUGUGUGUGUAUUUUACUGUUUUAAGAAAAGCAAAAUGAAUAAAAUUAAUUCAGAAAUUUGUCUGCAAGGAUCCAAAACUUCUGUCUCCCUUUAAAAAUCCCCACCAGGAAACUGUAAAGCAAUGUAGUUCAUGUGAAUGCUACGUUGUGAACAGCGAUCACCAGGCUCUGAUAUGCAAGUGCAAGCAGUUUGGAUUGUUGCACACAUCCUCUGGUACAGAAUGUCAUUUCCUUUUUGUCCUCUUUGUUAUCUUGCUGUUUAACUGGAACUGAUCACAGGGGUAGAAACUGCAGGAGCAGGUUUUUAAUGAUUACAGCUCAGAUAGUGCUGAGGAUUGUUCUUCUUUGAAAUCCUUUGAAAUAAUAGAUGUGUGCAAUAACUCCUCCUCAUUUCAUUUUGUAACAAGAUUUACUCUACUACUUGACACGAAUGCAAAAUAACCUUAUUUUUGUAGAAAUAAAAAGAAAAAAGUUGAAAUGAUUGUCUAGUAACACUAGAGGUAACACUCUGUUCGUGCUUCAUGGCUGUGCUGCCUUGCACCUUAAUCAUUGAAUGUAUUAGUCCGAUCUUGCUGUCAUGUUUUUGAUGCUUAACCAAUGCCAAUAUCUGUAUAUAUAUGAAAACAUCUUGAGAAAUGCAGAUUAACACAUUUACAGUGAUAUUUUUCAGAACAAAGAAGAAAUGUUUUGUAUAUCGGAGAGAAAUAAUAAACAUUUUAACACAUUGAAA